CAACCACUCGGCGUAUAUUGGUGCAUGUGCAGUCGCAUGCGGGACCUGUUAUGAAGCUCUAUCUUUGGGACCAAGCUGCUGUGGAUUUCUGCAAGAAGUUCAAGUCUUCUGACAACACUCCCUUUGUGAUUUUGGUGACUACUGUUUACCCCAAACGUUUAGGAGGCACACUUGCUCUCACAUCCAUGACCUCCUCACGGGUCUUUUUGACUACAAGGUCCAACCAACUAAAGAGUAUAUCGGCUGUUGGGAAGAAAACCAUAUAUUGCCAAGCAGGUCAAUGCAGAUGUGGUUACAAAAACUGAGACAUUGACUAUUGAAGAAAUAUUCUCCUACAUGAAGCAGGGAGCUGUGAAGGAUGCUUUCUUUGUGUGCACUGCGACAAUCGAUGAUGUUGUCCACGACUCUCCUUGGUAUUAUAUAGCAUGCGGUGGGUGCAAAACAAAGGCAACCAAAGGGCCAACCUCCCUUAUGUGCGCGAAAUGUGGCAAGAACGAUGUUGCCGGUGAACCACAAUACCUAGCUAAGAUUUAUGUUUAUGAUAAGAGUGAUGAGGCUGUUUUUGUUCUCCUUGGCGAUGCCGGUCGUGAGCUAACAGGGAAGCAUGCGUCGGAGUUGGUUAGCAAUUAUUUUGAGGCCAAUGGAAAUAAAGAAAAUGGAUUCUGAGGUGCCCGUUCCGCAAGUUUUGCUCAACACCAUAGGGCAAACACACAAGUUCAAUGUAAAGGUGUCUGAGCACAAUUUUUCAGGCAGGACGCGGGUAAUAACCGUGACGAAUGUCCUGUCCCCAUCUGCUCCACCAUCUACACAAGAUCCAGUUGCUGAUCAAAUUAGUGGCUCUGGUAAUGGAACACUUGCGACUGGGUAUGACGUUAUUGAGCCAUCCAAAAGCCCUCAAGAUUCUGAAGAGGUAGGGCUGAAAAGGAUGGGUGAUGGUGUUGAGAUAGGCAACGCUAAACGUUCUAAAGAUGUGAACUAAUAUGCCUCUCAUCGUGGCAAAGAAUGCAACUUUUACUACACUUAUCUGUUUUAGCUUUCCAGUUUUUUUUUGCUUUUGUUUGACUCUUUCUCCUAUUUCUGCUUAUUUCAUACUUUUGAAUCUAUUUUGGAAACAAUUUUUUUUUUUAAGUAUGGUACUAACUUUUUUUGAAUCAGCAUGAGUUUCACGUUAAAA
Molecule: messenger RNA, 1174 nt
Organism: Brassica napus (rape)
Lineage: Eukaryota; Viridiplantae; Streptophyta; Magnoliopsida; Brassicales; Brassicaceae
Exons: 7
Coding region: 337-666 (109 amino acids)
Source: RefSeq, a predicted model, not a curated record